AUGUUAUACAAAACCAGUACCUACAAAAAGUUGACUUCGCAUGGACAUUUCUGGAAAGGUUGUUCCGAACAAGAAGACAAUGAGGAUGAGGCUGAAAGCAGUUCCAACGCUCUAGCUACGGGAAGCGAGGCUCUUGGUAAUUCUCGAACCGACGUGACAGGAUUUUCUUUGGAAUCAUCUGUAGAGGGUGCAGAUUCGCGAACUUCGAAAUGCUUGUCCAAGGGGGGGCAGUCCGAAGGAUUCGCAACUGCCACUGCUCCUGGCUCUGCCGGUUCUCCAACUAGUACGGAGUCAAAUUUUGUAAAUACAGUCAGUAGUGAGAAAAAUUUGGACAAUCUCCCCUACCUUGGAAUUAAAACACCCAAUGAUGAAGCUGUUCGGAAGGUGAGUGACUGA
Messenger RNA from Hydatigera taeniaeformis, 396 nucleotides. NCBI's taxonomy places the organism in Eukaryota, Metazoa, Platyhelminthes, Cestoda, Cyclophyllidea, Taeniidae. The record is from the annotation of a GenBank genome assembly.